CGGCGGUCACGGUGAUUGAAUGCCGAUACCGUAAUACCGUAUCGUAUUGUCUCCAAUUCCCCGCUUCUUCCGUCGAUAACCAGGACUGACUGAGACUGAGACAGAUUGAGACUAACUGAGACAGACUGAGACAGACUGAGACGACUGAGACAGACUGAGACUGACUGGGUGCGGGACUAUGGGCAACCAGGAGAAACGACGUGAUAUCACUUGCCGCACCUGCAACUGCUGUCGGCUAAAGAAGGUGCGAUGCGAUGGCAUCCGGCCUCGCUGCCGAUCAUGUCGCGUGCGAGACCAGGCGUGCGAGUAUCCCCCAGAUGCCCGACGAGCUGCGACUCGGGGAAAGAAAGAAGACAUCAGGCAGCUCCAGGGACAGCUAGAACAAUAUCGCCGCAUGACCUGGCCUGGGCCCAACCCGGUCAGUUCGAGGAACGGAGGUCUAGGCCCGGUCUGUCUGUCUGAGACCUCCAUGGAGCUGCCGGCGCCCUCACAGUACUCGACUCCGCUUCCUGCUUGCAUGAAUGAAGUAGUAGACUCCCAGCGUGCGCAGACGACGGAAGUGCCCCAGCCUGACGCGCCAGUUCAGGUGCCAUCGCCAGAGUCCGUGGCCGAUGACAGUGAAGAGCAAGUCUACGGAGUCACCAAUCUCCUACGCAUACAGUCCCUGCAAGGGAUCUUAGUAUCUCCUCCCUCAGGUACGGGAUACGCCGUGCCAUCCUGUGACAAAAGGGCGCAGCAGGAACUCAUCUCCGCCGCAGCCAUAGGAAGGCAGGCUGAAUUGACCAUCUUCUCCAUGCCGAGCAUUCUUCAACAUAUUGACUUCGACGGGGUCUCCAGAGACCUGGGCAUGCAUCUGCUUGGUCUUCACUGGAACCGACAGCACCUAUCAUAUCUUCUCUCGUACCGUCCGGCCAUCAUGGACAGUCUGAUUAACAAUGGCCCAUACGUUAAUAAACUGCUUCUUAACGCUAUCUUCUAUACCAGCUCUCUGUACAGUGACCAUUGCUUCUCGUACUUGAAAGACUCCAAUCCACAAGAAAGUGCGAGAAGAUUCUACACCCGUUUCAAAACCCUCCUCCCUGAUUAUCUCGAGAAGCCCAGUAUGCCCACAAUUGUGGCUCUUUUAUUAUGCGGCUCUACCCUGGUGCCACAGAGCAAACAAAGUGCCGGAUGGACGUUGUGCGGAAUGGCGUAUAGAAUGCUGAUCGAUCUUGGAUAUCAUCUCGAUGUCUCGCCUACCGCGCAGAAACACUUACCGACAAGCCUCUCGACGACCGAGACUGAAAUCCGCAAACGAGUGUUUUGGGGCGCUUAUGUUUGCGACAAAUUCCAAUCCAUCUUCCUUGGGCGAUGCCCAGCGCUCCACGCCUCGGUGGGCACCAUCUCCAUGGGGUAUCUCGACACAUAUGAAGAGCUGGAAGAAUGGAAGCCUUAUACCGACCAUCUCACGCCUGUAGAUCCCAGAGUUCCUGCCUAUAGAGGCCGGCCUUCGUAUGCGCUUAGCACAUUCCACAAUCUUAUCCCCCUGUGCACCAUCGCCGGGCGGAUCAUUGAGGAAUUUUACUCCCCUCGUGUAGACUGCGUCCCUGAAUCAAGAUUACUGCAGGUCAAACUGGAGGUCCGAGACUCUCUAGAUAACUGGAGAUCUUCUCUCCCAUUGCAUUUGCGGUUUGACCCGAAUACCGAUGAGACACCCCCGCCACAUCAGAUCACAGCACACACAACCUAUUGGACUUUGAUAAUUCUUCUCGAACAGCCGUUCAUUAAGCAUGAUGUCUCUGCAGACUCGGAAUUGCAAGAGGAUGGAACUGAGAAGUGCAUCGAAGCAGCGAUUCAAAUCUGGAGAUUGGUUCAAGCUUAUAGAGAAGCAUUUACGCUGCGGAGAGCGCAAUACAGCAUCUCGUACGCUACAUAUUGUGCUGCCUUGGUUAUGCUGAAACAAUGCCCGCGAGACCGCGUCGGCUAUAUCCAGUGCGUUCACUUUUUCUGGGAUGCACUUCUAGAAUUUCAGAGGGGCUGCAGUGCGGGCCUAAAAAAGCCGCUGAAGUUACUGAAGUCUCUGAUGGCCUGCAUUGAGGACGUGGCCCGCGAGAACGACGUCAAUCAGCCUGGCGGUACACAGGCAUCUGGUCCUAAUAUGCAAGGAAACGGUGUUAGGGAUUUUGACCAAGGCCUUGCCAACCUUGGGGACCCUGGCAGCUGGGGUGACCUGGGAUUCGACGCCCUUUCAGAUGAAUUCUCAUUUGCAAACGACAUGACAUUCGACCUCUUUAUAUAGGAGUACCUAGUAGAGAUUACCAAGUACUCACUGAUCUGCUAUUGAGAGAUCUGUUACUGUUUCCUCUCGGUGAACGCUUUCAUGUAGUGCUUCGGCUCUGAGCCCCCAUCCUGGAACAUCCUCGCAUAGGCAUGGAUACCAGCUUCAAUACCAGACGCCAGGUCACUUUCCUCCCAGAUUUGGCACAGUGCUUUCUGCUCCCUCAUAGCCUUUGGUCCAAAAGAAGAGAUCGU
This is a messenger RNA of Aspergillus versicolor CBS 583.65, 2511 nucleotides long. RefSeq lists its product as uncharacterized. Gene Ontology annotation, molecular function: zinc ion binding; DNA-binding transcription factor activity, RNA polymerase II-specific; DNA binding. Gene Ontology annotation, biological process: regulation of DNA-templated transcription; DNA-templated transcription. Bases 179 to 2278 code for a protein of 699 amino acids. NCBI's taxonomy places the organism in Eukaryota, Fungi, Ascomycota, Eurotiomycetes, Eurotiales, Aspergillaceae. The transcript has 4 exons. The record is from RefSeq and is a predicted model, not a curated record.